Molecule: messenger RNA, 1542 nt
Organism: [Candida] anglica
Lineage: Eukaryota; Fungi; Ascomycota; Pichiomycetes; Serinales; Debaryomycetaceae
Source: the annotation of a GenBank genome assembly
AUGCUGCUAUUAAACAACUUACCCUUUGCGUCAAAAGAUGUUGAAGAGUGGUCUUCUGCUGAACUUCUUAAAAAUGGACAUAUUACGAAUACGUAUGCUCGUGAUGGUGUCUUAGGGUUCCAUUCUCUCAAGAUAUGCAGCUCAAACGCCAAAAUCCUUGCACAGUACUUUCAAUUUUGUAUGGGGUUCAAAGAAAUAGCCUAUAAAGGUCUAGAAACAGGAAACAGCUUCACUGCCUCACAUGUAGUUCAGAAUGGAAGUAUUCUCAUUGAAAUUACCAACAUUAUUCGCGAUCUUGAGGAAGAUUCUGAAAUGCAACCCAAUUCUUGUUUCGAACCGCAAGUUAAGGAUAUUAUUGAUCACAAGAUCGAUAGUUUUGCAAAACGACACAGUAUUGAUGCUCCAACAAUCAAAUUAUCAAUCUUGAAACAAUUUGCCAUCAAAUUGAAAACACAUAGAGAGAACGAGAAGGAGCCUAAGUAUCGAGAAAUUUUGGCUGCGAAAAAACUCACGAGAGAGAAAAUCGACAUGAUCACUUUUCAAGAUUACAUCUCAAAACAUGGUGAUGGAGUCUUAGAUGUAUCAUUUCUAGUGGUUGAUGUAGUCAAAUCUUUUGAAAAGGCAAUUUCUGCUGGAGCAGUCAUGAUUGAAGAGCCACAUACUGAGACGGAUAAAUCUGGAAGUGUCAAAAUUGCAAUAAUUGGAGUACCCAAUACUGAUAUUCAACAUACCAUGAUUCAAAAUUUGGACUAUAAGGGAAAUUAUCUCCCAGGGUAUCAAGAUACCGAAGUAGAAGAAGAAGAUGGAGAAGAAAUGAAAGGCCACAAUGGUUUCAACUUUAAAUAUCUCUUGGAAAACUUACCCUCAGUGGACCUUGUCGAACUUGACCAUUGUGUAGAAAAUUAUACUUGGGAUGGAAUGAUGAAACAUGCUAUUUUUUAUGCAAAUGCAUUUGGAUUUCAUAAAUAUUGGUCAGUAGAUGAAUCUGAAGUUUUUACUGGAAACACUUCAUUGAAAUCUAUAGUUAUGGCUUCCAGUAAUGGCAAAGUAAAAAUUCCCAUAAAUGAACCAGGAGAAGGUAAAUUGAGAGGACAGAUUGAAGAAUUCUAUGAUUUCCAUGAAGGACCAGGUAUUCAACACAUUGCUUUACGCACACAUGAUAUUAUUUCCACAAUCAAGUCAUUGGUAAUUCGAGGGGUCCAAUUUAAUGACAUGUCGGAUGCAUACUAUGAAAAUUUGAAAAAUAGAAUGAAUACCGAUGGAGUCAAAAUUCAUGAAAGUCUACUGGAGUUAAAGAAAUUAAAUAUUCUUGUUGAUUAUGAUCCACUGACAAGGAAUAAACAUACAAAAUAUUGCAACUAUAUACUUCAAAUUUUCAGCAAACCUCUUUCGGACAGACCAACAUUAUUCAUUGAAAUUAUUCAAAGAAGACAUCAUAAUGGUUUUGGAAAGGGUACGUUCAAAGGACUAUUUGAAACUAUUGAGGCUCAACAGAAAUUAAGAGGCACUCUUGUUAAAUCUUCGCGAAAUAGAAAUAUUUAA